GGAGCUAAGAAAUAUUUCAAACGCAGUGAGCUAGCCAAAAAAGAAGAGGAGGCCUACUUUCAGAGAUGCGGCUACAAGCCUGUAAAUGAGAAGCCACCUGGAGAGGUGCAGCAGGAAGAGGAGGAGGAGAAACCACUGACUUCAUCAAAUCCAGUACUGGAACUGGAACUGGCAGAAGAAAAGCUACCAAUGACCCUUUCCAGGCAGGAGGUUAUCAGGAGGUUACGAGAGAGAGGUGAGCCCAUCAGGCUCUUUGGAGAAACAGACUAUGAUGCGUUUCAGCGCCUGAGGAAGAUAGAAAUCCUUGCACCUGAAGUGAACAAGGGCCUGAGAAAUGACCUGAAGGCUGCUUUGGAUAAGAUUGACCAGCAGUAUCUGAAUGAAAUUGUCGGCGGCCAAGAAGCAGGAGACGAUGACUCUCAGAAUGACUUGAAAGUCCAUGAGGAGAAUACUACUAUUGAAGAACUAGAGGCUUUGGGAGAAUCCCUAGGGCGGGGUGAUGAUCACUAUGAUAUGGACAUCAUAACAAAGUUCUUGAAGUUUCUUCUUGGCGUUUGGGCAAAGGAGCUGAACGCCAGAGAAGACUACGUGAAGCGAGGGGUCCAGGGGAAGCUGAACAGUGCCACUCAGAAGCAGACAGAGUCCUACCUCAGGCCACUCUUCAGAAAGCUUCGGAAAAGGACACUUCCUGCAGACAUCAAAGAAUCAAUAACAGAUAUUAUUAAAUUCAUGUUGCAAAGAGAAUAUGUGAAGGCCAACGACGCCUACCUGCAGAUGGCGAUUGGCAACGCCCCCUGGCCCAUUGGGGUCACCAUGGUCGGCAUCCACGCGCGGACGGGCCGCGAGAAGAUCUUCUCCAAGCACGUAGCCCACGUCCUCAACGAUGAGACUCAGAGGAAGUACAUUCAGGGGCUGAAGAGGCUCAUGACCAUUUGCCAGAAGCACUUCCCCACGGACCCCUCCAAGUGUGUGGAGUACAACGCGCUGUGA
Molecule: messenger RNA, 990 nt
Organism: Merops nubicus (carmine bee-eater)
Lineage: Eukaryota; Metazoa; Chordata; Aves; Coraciiformes; Meropidae
Gene: PRPF18
Product: pre-mRNA processing factor 18
Exons: 10
Biological process (GO): RNA splicing; generation of catalytic spliceosome for second transesterification step
Cellular component (GO): U4/U6 x U5 tri-snRNP complex; U2-type post-spliceosomal complex; U5 snRNP
Source: RefSeq, a predicted model, not a curated record